AUUGAGAAGGAGGCGUGCUACGCCAUCGGCCUGCUCGCGUCCAAGGAGAAUCACCAGAACAGAAUCGCCGACGCGGGGGCCCUCCCCGGCCUUGUCGCGCUUCUCAAGAGAUACCCACCCCAGAUGAGCGGUAACGUGGCUCCGUCCGUGGCUCGCAGGGCGGCGGAUGCGGUGACCAACCUUGCGCACGAGAACAACCCGAUCAAGAACAGGGUACGGACCGAGGGUGGCAUCCCGCCGCUCGUCGCGUUGUUGGAGACGAGGGACGCCAAGGUUCAGAGGGCGGCUGCCUCGGCGCUGAGGACGCUCGCGUUCAAGAACAACGAGAACAAGGAACAGAUCGUCGAGGAGGGCGCCCUUCCGAUGCUCAUCUUCAUGGUGCGAUCCGGCGAUCCACACAUCCACUAUGAGGCCGUGGGGGUGAUUGGUAACCUGGUGCACUCGUCCAACCACAUCAAGCGGAGGGUGCUCGACGAGGGUGCGCUGCAGCCAGUCAUUGGCCUCCUCUCCUCGGAGUGCAACGAGAGCAGGAGGGAGGCGGCGCUCCUCCUCGGACAGUUCGCCACGACCACGGACGACACCAACAUCGAGUAUAAGAUCAAGAUCGUGCAGAGGGGCGCGGUGCAACCUUUGAUCCAGAUGCUGAACCACACCGAGAGUCAGCUGAGGGAGAUGGCGGCGUUUGCGCUCGGUCGACUUGCGCAGAACAAGGACAACCAGGUGGGCAUCUGCCACGCCGACGGACUGCGACCCCUCCUGGACCUCCUGGACUCGGACGAGACCAACCUGCAGCACAACGCCGCGUUCGCGCUGUACGGACUGGCGGACAACGAGGAUAACGUCCCCGACAUCAUCCGCGAGGGCACGGUGCAGCGGCUGAUGGGCGGCGAGCUCAAAGCUCAGCCCAGCAAGGAUUGCGUGAACAAGACCCUGAAGAGGCUGGAGGAGAAGGUUGACGGGCGGGUGCUCAAGUACCUCGUCUACCUGAUGCGAUCCUCGAACAAGGACGAGCAGCAGCGCAUCGCCGUCGCGUUGGCACAUCUUUGCAGCGACGACCAACAGCGGGUCAUCUUCGACGAGCAGGGCGGCUUGGACAUUUUGCUCGAGAUGUACUCGGCGAGCGCGGGCGCUCUUUUCCCCUUGGCGAUGAGAGACGCGGCGGGUGCGUUGUUCAAGGUUUCGCAGAACAUGAAGGCGCUGCUCUCGGCGAGGUAUCCCAACGACGCGGUGCCGCUGCCCGCCACCCCAGAGACGCAUCUCGCUUACGAGCACUUCAACAACCCCGAGCUGAGCGACAUUGUCUUCUUCUCGGACCGCGACGGCGGAUGGGAGUUUCACGCGCACAAGAUUGCAUUCACGCACGUCAGCGAUGAGUUCCACCAGCUCAUCGACCAACACAAGGUCGCGGACACGCAGCAGGGCGAUUCCCACAUGCCGGUGCGCGUGGACAUGAGCGACGUGAUGCAGAAGGAUGAGUUCCACGGUUUGAUGCAGUUUGUGUACCAAGGCGACAUCGAGGUCCCCGAGGAACUGACCGAGGAAAAUGACGAGAAUGGAGUUGCCCCUCUCGCACAGAGGCUGCUGCAAUUCGCGCACAGGUACGAGAUGAACGGCCUCAAGCGCCACUGCGAGGGUUGCAUGGAGGAGAUCCUCACGCAUAUGGAGGAUCCGAAGUGCGAGUUUCUGCGGGAGUUCAUCUCGCUCGCGGGGCGGUGCAACGCGGAUGACUUUAUUCGAGCGUGUGCCCUGUACACGCUGCAGCACCACGGACGAAUCUGCAAGUCCAUCGGGGACUCGGAGACCGUCUUGCUCGCGCAGCAGAUCGAGCCGCACAUUCGCCAACACCUUCAGUCCACGAUGUACCGG
Messenger RNA from Micromonas commoda, 1866 nucleotides. RefSeq lists its product with no specific name. The record is from RefSeq and is a predicted model, not a curated record. Lineage: Eukaryota; Viridiplantae; Chlorophyta; Mamiellophyceae; Mamiellales; Mamiellaceae. The annotation marks the transcript as partial. The transcript has a single exon. Gene Ontology annotation, molecular function: protein binding.